Molecule: messenger RNA, 1083 nt
Organism: Penicillium longicatenatum
Lineage: Eukaryota; Fungi; Ascomycota; Eurotiomycetes; Eurotiales; Aspergillaceae
Product: fungal specific transcription factor domain-containing protein
Exons: 1
Coding region: 1-1083 (360 amino acids)
Cellular component (GO): nucleus
Source: RefSeq, a predicted model, not a curated record
AUGCUCGCUGGACUAGCCGCUAGAGGGGCAACUGCCUUGCGGUUGAAUCAUGAACGGCCCGAGCUAAGCUUCCUAGCCCAAGAGAUACGUCGACGAGCUCUGUGGGCUCUCAGCUCCAUUGAUGGGUCAUUUUCUGUGGGCCUUCCGGAGUAUGAAACAAUUCCACACGCUGUCAUCUACCAGCGACUUCCAAGUUCAGAAGAAGCAUUUCGAUAUGGUCGGACCACACUUACAACGGCUACACACUGGCCAUCGGUAGACAGCGACCAAGUAGCGGGUUGCAAUCUAUUUUCAGCUUGCAUUCGGAUUUCCAAAAUCUCGAAGGACAUCAUGCGGCUUACGCGGCAACUCGCCCUUUCGGAACAGCCACUCGCGCAAUUGAGCGGGCUUGUCCAGGAGAUCCAGAACGACCUGUGGAGACUCCAGGCAGACGUCGAGCAUUCCUUUCAGUACCAGAUUGCAGCCCCCGCCUAUGUAGCUCAGGUGGCCAGCUCGCGCUGGUUCGUGCGCUAUCUCCAAAUCUCCAUUACAUGGCACCAAGCACAUUGUGACCUGUACCGGCUGUUCCUCGCUAACUACAAUGGCGCCGCACCAAAAAUAAUCACAAAUUCCAUCGAGCCCAGCCUUAGGGCCGAAGCCGUGGAAAAGUGCCAAGAGCAUGUGCUGAGCAUCAAUUGCAUCAUCCGCGGGGUUCUAGACCUGUCCUCAUCGCCAGUCGUACUCCCGCCCUACUUUGCGGUAUGCGCAUACCACGCGACCCGCUUAACAUUGUUUCUUCCCUGCGCCCCAGAUCUGGAUGUGAAAAUUGAUCUGGAUAGUGCGCUAGGGAGCGCGAAUGUGGCACUGACUGUUCUGCGGCGAUUCUUUGCAAACUCUGCGUCCGCCGAGAAGAUUAUCCAAGACAUGCAAUAUCUGGUAGAUUUGUCAAGCAAAGGACCUGAGUCGAUUUACAAAGAACUCCGUUACCCUUUGCCACCCUAUGAUCAGGGUCUGCAUCGCCACAGCCAUCUGGCAGUCCACAGCUUGAUCCGACAGGCUAAUUUUAUCGAUGGAGGGUAUGAUGACUAUGGGGGACGGUCUUGA